ACUGAUGAGGUCAUAGUUCGUGUGAGUGGUGAAGGCUAACCUAACCUAACGGUCGGAGGGGAGCAAUGAAGCCGUGUAACAACCAUUAGCCAAAUCGUGAAUAGGCCACCGUUAAUCAGAGCAGUAACGUGCAUUUAUCUUUUUAGCUUCAGAAUAAUAUGGCUAUGGAAGCGGAGAGCCAAAAGAGCGGGGGCAGUUCCUCCCCAAGUGAUGUGCUACUUCCAGAUGAUUAUGCUGACAGCCUGACAGACCACAGCACCACCUUUGGCAAUGUGAUCCCUAACAGGAUUUUUGUUGGGGGACUUGACUACAGGGUUAAUGAGCGUGACCUGCGACACAUUUUUUCUCAACACGGCACAGUGAAAGAGGUGAAGAUUGUCUUAGAUCAUUCAGGAGUGUCGAGGGGAUAUGGGUUUGUUACAUUUGAAACCCAAGAAGAUGCUCUGAAAAUCAUCAACAAUACUAAUGGAGUCACUUUCAAAGACAAGAAACUCAGUGUUGGUCCGGCUUUUCGAAAGCAUCAACCUUCAAGUCAAACAAAGAGCACCUCUACAGUCAGCCUUGAACCUGCCAUGUCUCAGCAAACAUCCUAUGGGACCUUCUACCUGACCACAUCCACAGGUUCUCCCUACACUUACCAUAAUGGAGUUGCCUACUUCCACUGCUCCAACAUAAAUACUCCUUCCUACCAGUGGCUUCCGCCAUCUUCGCCAAUGGUCCCCCAUGCUUAUCAGCCUGUGUAUGAGCAACUAUCCAGUCACCACUACCAGUGCAUGCCAAACCAGUAUCAGUGGAAUACACCCCAGUGGCAGAUGCCAUCCUAUGCAGUCUUGUACCCCCAGCAGUCACAAUAUGUUUACCUGCCUGCUGAUGGAGUUUCUGUUCAGCCACCUGUGUUGUUCAUGGAGGACUCCACAGUGGAGCUUCUUGAGCCAACAGUGCAGCAUGUUUACCCAAUGUAUCCUCAGAGAGCAGAAGAAAUGGCACCUGCUGUUCUGCAGCAUGACCCUGGAAAGAAUCUGAAGUUUUCACCCUCGUGGUUCCAUCACAAGCCAAGACACCGCCGCCACAUCCACCACAAGGAAUACCACCAUCUGCCAGAAUCAACAGAGCCUCCAGACACCUCCAUGUUUCACACUCCCCAAAUGUCAAAUGUAGGCUAAAUCCACCGAGGGGUUUACAAGAGAAACGAGUUACACAUCUAAUUUUAGUCACGUCCUUUUUGCCCUAUGGGUAGCUGAUAAACCUCAGCCUUACAACAUAAUAAAGGUAAGCUUUCAUCUAGUUGUGCAGUCAGAUGACUGAGAUUUACUGUUACAGUGGGGUUCUUUUCUUACGCUAUAUUGUUUGUUGUUGUUUUUUUUGUUUUUUUAAAUUUAGGCACAAAUAGUAGCUGUGGUGAAGUAUCCCAGUAACAAGUAUUUACUUUAGUGUGAAAACACAUAAGUAUUUAUAGCAUAUCUUGACUUGAUCAAAAUAAAAGCUGAAGAUGUUCAUUUGCAGUAAUAAGUUGUACCCUCAGGAUUACAGUCAUUACAGUCCAGUCAUGUCUUUCAUGGACUGAAAUUUGGACUUCAACUUAAAUAUGAAUUAUAUCAAAUCUAACAGUAAAUUUUAUAAUAAUUUGUUCAAUUCCAGCUAUUUGUGCUUAGUCAUUUAAAAUAGACAAAUUAGUUUUUAUACAUUUAAAAUUGUCUGUGUGGUUUUAUGACGUUGCUGAUCGUCUUUGUUCAUUUUCUUUGCUUUUGUUCUGUAUUUUGCUUGAGGUUUUCAAGCUUAAAGCAAACUGUAAAACUGAGAAAUAAUAAAAAAUAAUAGCUCUGUAAUCUCACAUGACCACCAAA
Molecule: messenger RNA, 1844 nt
Organism: Neolamprologus brichardi
Lineage: Eukaryota; Metazoa; Chordata; Actinopteri; Cichliformes; Cichlidae
Product: protein boule-like
Biological process (GO): 3'-UTR-mediated mRNA stabilization; positive regulation of translational initiation
Cellular component (GO): cytoplasm
Molecular function (GO): mRNA 3'-UTR binding; translation activator activity
Source: RefSeq, a predicted model, not a curated record